AUGCAUUCGGGAUUCAGUCUCCUAUCGGGAGGUGAACCUUUUUACGACGGGUCGUUCUGGCGAGAAAUCUUCCCUCAAGCUGAUUUUUUUUCCGAUAACUUUGUUUGGCGCGGCCUGCGCGACACGCUGCACUACCCCGGCCUGUCGCGCGACGUGUGUGCGACUGUGCUGACGACGGGGCUCGUCGUCGCAUGGCUGCGGCUCUUCGACCUGCUCGCGCGGCGAAACUUGGUCGAGCGGAAGUUGAGUCGAAAGGUCCUGCACAUCACCAUCGGCCUCUUCUUCGUCUUCGUCUGCUGGCCGCUCUUCAGCGCGUAUCCGCAGGCGCGUUUUUUUGCAGCGGCGGCCCCCGUGGUGACGGCGGUGCAGCUCUUGCUCCUAGGGCUGGGCGUGACGCGCAGCGACGGCAUCGUUAAAUCUAUGAGCCGCAGCGGUAGCAAGAGGUGUGGCGGACAUUGUGGGGCGGCGGUGUGGUUCCUGGAAGCUUCCAUGGAACGAGCAGAAGAGCUGGGCUGGCAGUGCUGCCAUGCUGCUUUGCGGGUUCCUCUUCUCACUAAUCUAUUUAUGGUUCUUCUGUUUCCUCGGCUAUUUCACCUGCCCCAUUCCCUCCCACCCUCUUCUCCGGGUCUUUUUAAUAAACCUGGACCAUCUUACUCGGAUGGGAGGGCAGAGGGAGGACAGAUAGAGGGAGAGGAGGGCGAGGAGGGCGAGGAGGGCGAGGAGAGUGAGGAGGGCGAGGAGGGUGAGGAAAACGAGGAGGGUGAGGAGGGAGAGGGGCUUUCAUUUGACUUCAUAAGAGAGUAG
Closterium sp. Naga37s-1 is the source of this 804-nucleotide messenger RNA. NCBI's taxonomy places the organism in Eukaryota, Viridiplantae, Streptophyta, Zygnematophyceae, Desmidiales, Closteriaceae. The record is from the annotation of a GenBank genome assembly.